Molecule: messenger RNA, 759 nt
Organism: Racocetra persica
Lineage: Eukaryota; Fungi; Glomeromycota; Glomeromycetes; Diversisporales; Gigasporaceae
Source: the annotation of a GenBank genome assembly
AUACUAUUGUUAGGAUCAAGUACAUGUCUCAGAAUGUAAAUGAGGAUAUAAAUUCUUUGGUCAUAUGGGCUCUUGACUCUUAUCCUGUAGAGCGUGAAGAUUAUGAUAUCGAAAUGUCUUUGUUCGUGCCAUUAAAUUUGGACGAUAGAGAUCCUGAGAUUCAAGUGAUCUUUGAGAAAGAUAACUUUUUUCUGUGGGGUGGUAAAAUUAUUUCUGGGUAUUAUGGUGGUAUGACAGUAUCAACAUCUAUACAUGUAACUAUUCUUAAUAAAGUUACUGAAUCGAAUAAAUGUCCUUUAAAGGUAUCUUUAGUUGGAAUUUCUCAAGAUGCGCCAAGCGAGAUUCAGGAUGAUACUGUUAUUAAAAUGUUAGUAACUGAUUAUUGUGGUCAGGAACAUAAUUUUGUGAUGAAAGAAUCUUUGAUUUUUGUAGUUGGACAAAUGGAAAUAAUUUCUAAUGAAUUUUAUGUGUAUGCUAAGGAGAUUAAUUAUAUUGAUAUACCUUUAUUACUUUUGGUUACUCAUCAAAAUAUUACUGGAAGUUCUAAGGAUAAAUUAGAAGACAGGGUUUUGAGUGGUUCUAGCGAUCAUGCAGUUAAUUCGAGUUUAACAGGUUAUUCUGAUUCAACGAAACACGCAUGUGUUGAUGAUUCUAAUAACUUUUUUGAAGAUUCAGUAAAUGUUGAUUAUGAGUCUUGUAUGAAAGAGAAUGACGAUUCAAUUGAUUGCAAUCAAGAGGUAGUAGAAGAUUCUGUGAAGA